Messenger RNA from Tetrahymena thermophila SB210, 903 nucleotides. RefSeq names its product kinase domain protein. Gene Ontology annotation, cellular component: cytosol; perinuclear region of cytoplasm; nucleus. Gene Ontology annotation, molecular function: small GTPase binding; GTPase activator activity. Gene Ontology annotation, biological process: nucleocytoplasmic transport; activation of GTPase activity. The transcript has 11 exons. Lineage: Eukaryota; Ciliophora; Oligohymenophorea; Hymenostomatida; Tetrahymenidae. The record is from RefSeq and is a predicted model, not a curated record.
AUGAAAGAAAUUGAAUAAUAUAAAAGCUUGAUUAAAUUCAUAUCUUCUGAUCUUCUCAAGAAAACAGAUGUCGAGUUUUAUUUUAAAGAUACCAAACUUGGAAAUAAAUAAGCAUCAGAUCUAGGAAGUGCUAUUAAAAAAUGCAAAAACUUAAAAUAAUUAAUUAUUUAAAUUAUUGGGAUGAAUUUUAUAAGUCAAAAAGGAGCAUCAGAUUUAGGAAUUGGAAUUGGAGGUUGCAAAAAUCUCACAAAUUUAUCUAUCACAGUGUUUUCCAAAUUUAAAAUUGGAGAAGAAGGAGCUUGUGGUAUUGGUACUGGAAUUGGAAAUUGCUAAAACUUAGAAAUAAUAUUCCUUUAUCUUUGUCAUAAUUAAAUAGGGGAUAGAGGAGCCUCAGGUUUAGCAGUCGGAUUUGGAAAAUGCAAAAAUCUUAAAUUUUUGGAGAUUCGCAUAACUAGUAACAAUAUUGGUCCUAUUGGAUCUUAAGAAUUAGGUGUUUAGUUCAGUAAAUGCAACAAUCUUCAAAAUUUAAUAAUAGAAUUAAGUGGGACUACAUAUGCUGAUGAUAGGAUUAGCUUUUUCUGUAAAGAAAUCCUAAAUUGUGAUAAAUUAACAAAUUUAAAGCUAAAUUUAAAUGGUAAUAAAUUUGGAGAUUAGGGAAUGUUAAGCUUAUUUCCACUGUUAGAAAGCUCUUCAAAAAUUUUAAGUUUAUCUCUAUCUCUGAAAGAGAAUAAUAUUAAUGAAUAAGCUGCUCUCUAUCUUGCAAAUUAAUUAUCUAAAUGCUAAUUCAAAAUUUUAGAGCUAGAUCUUAGUGAAAAUUCUAUUUUAGGAGGCUACUAUGCAUUAAAAAGAAAACUCUUUAAAAUAAUGAAAUUGAUGAAGUUAUCGAUUUUAUCAGAUUACUGA